This is a messenger RNA of Silurus meridionalis, 2034 nucleotides long. RefSeq names its product paired box 10 (gene pax10). The coding region runs from base 201 to 836 and encodes 211 amino acids. The transcript is spliced from 7 exons. Gene Ontology annotation, biological process: regulation of transcription by RNA polymerase II; anatomical structure development. The record is from RefSeq and is a predicted model, not a curated record. Gene Ontology annotation, molecular function: RNA polymerase II cis-regulatory region sequence-specific DNA binding; DNA-binding transcription factor activity, RNA polymerase II-specific. NCBI's taxonomy places the organism in Eukaryota, Metazoa, Chordata, Actinopteri, Siluriformes, Siluridae.
GUGUAGAGAGAUAAAGAGAGAGGGGUGAGUGUAGAGUGGUCAAAGACAGAUUAAUGGAAAAUGAUAGAGAGAGGAACAACUGCACAGUGGAUUUCUCUCAUUCAGCAUCCUUCCGUCUGUCAGAUGGCUGUAUGGAGAACUUGAGCUGGAGGACAGAGGGAUAAGGAGGAGACAAAAGGAAGCAAGGAGAACAGGGUGAGAUGGAUGAGGCUCAAAUUCACCUCCAGUUAAAGAGGAAACUGCAGAGGAACCGAACAAGCUUCAGCCAGGAGCAGAUUGAUGCUCUGGAGAAAGAGUUUGAGAUGACUCAUUACCCUGAUGUCUUCACCCGAGAAAGACUGGCCUCCAAAAUCCACCUUCCUGAAGCUCGUAUUCAGGUGUGGUUCUCCAAUCGGAGAGCUAAGUGGAGGAGGGAGGAGAAGCUGCACAGCCAGAAGAGUCUGGGGGGCGGGACUUCCUGCACUCAAACUCACACAUCACUGAGCACAUCCUUUAACCCGCCUGUCUAUCAUCAUCACCAUGGCAACUCCUCCGGCUCCUCCCACUCUGUCUGUGACUCGUCUGUGUCUCCAUUCAGCUCGCUGUCUGUCGUCUCCACUCUGCAGUCCACAUCCUCUUACUCCACCAUGUUGGCUCCACCCCCUUCUGCUCCUCCUCAUCUACCUUGUAAAUUUGACCCCAUCCCUUACCCAGCCCCCCACCUGCCCCCCCCUGCUCCUCCUCCAGCAGGUACAAACACAGGGUUUUUCAGUGGCAUGUCGCUCUCAGGAACACUCGAGCUUCAGGCUAGACAGCAGGACCUGAGUCUGGCCUCGUACUGGAGCAGGCUGCAGUGAGACUCAACCAGACAUAUAUCACCAGGACCCUCGAUCAGGGAUGAACUGCACGCUACAAGACAUUCUUUAAAAGGAAGAACAUGGCUCCUCAUCACAGUAACAAUGAUCAAUGAAGCAGCUGUUAAACUGAAGUAAAACUUCAAUCAGAACCCCAGAAGAACCACACUGAAGAUCUUGGUUCAGGAAAUAUCAUGUUGCAGAACUGUGAUCAACAGUCAAGCAUGGCCAUGAUGUUCCUUUACUCCAGAUGAAUUUAGUAAGCAUCUGAAGUUUGCUUCUGUAGUUAGCUCUGGAGCGACGAGGCUAACAGAAGCCCUGCUCUUGGUGUUUUAGUGUGUGUUAUGUUCCUCGAUGUCCUGCUGUGACCCUGUGUGACUGUGAGCCUCAGGGUGUGUCCCGUGUGUUUGUAAUGACGGUAAAAAAAAACAUCAGUUCCUCAUAAUCUAAUAAACUGAUGUAAUUUACAGCUACAAGGUGAGGCCUGGGAGGGGAGGAGCUUAUGAGGGGUGGGGCCUAUGAGGGGCGGGGUUAUACUGGACAGAGACAUAUGUGCUACAUGCACACAGCAGGAAAUAUAAUUCUGACUACACAUGGAGUAAAGAAAUGCAGUGGUGGGCUUUAGAUCAGAUCAGAUUAGAUGAGAUUAGAGUCGAGUAGAGUAGAUGAGGUUAGAUAAAGUGAAGUGAGGUAAGAUGAAAUUGGAUAAAACAAGGUUAGAUUAGAUUAAAUGAGAUGAGAUAAAAUAAGAUUAGAUAAAAUGUGGUGAGAUGAGGUGAAGUAAGGUUAAAUGAGAUUAGAUUAGGUGAGGUGAAAUGAGAUUAGAAGAGAUUAGAUGAGAUUAGAUAUGAUUAGCUGAGAUAAAAUUAGAUAAAAUAAGAGUAGAUUGGAGUAGAUGAGAUUAGAUAAAAUUAGAUUAGAUUAGAUGCAAUAAAAUGAGAAGAUUAUAUGAGAUUAUAUGAUAUGAAAUUAUAGUAAAUGAGAUUAGAUUAGAGUUGAUGAGAUUAGAUGAGAUUUGAUGUUGUAAUGCUCCUAUGUGAUUAACCAGAAAACCGAUAAUCUUUAUUCUGCUUUUAUUGAAUAAUUUACUUUACUUUAUAAUAAAAACGAAUAAUUAAUUAGAUGCAGUUUUCUGUAUUAAAAGUUUUGUGUUUGUUUGAUGUAGAAGAUUCUGUCACUAAAAUAUUCACCCGCCAAUAAA